UCUGACUGUAAGUGUCUGACUGUCCCUGGUGACCAAGUGGCUGUAGCCUGGUGUCCGACCGUGGCUGUCCCUGUGGAGCUGGGUUUGAUUGUACCUGGCUGUGUGGCGAGCUGCCAAAGAGGACGUGACUUGGUGAUGGAGGCUUUGCUGGAGAGAAUGCAAAAACAAGGGCAUGGAGGAGGGUUCUUGACGUCCUGCGAGGCAGAGCUGCAGGAGCUGAUGAAGCAGAUCGAUAUCAUGGUGGCUCAUAAGAAGUCUGAAUGGGAAGGGCAGACCCAGGCUCUGGAGACCUGCUUGGAGAUCCGAGAUCACGAGCUUUCCUCUGUCAAGACUCUGUUGGCUGAGAAACACAAGGAGGUCGGUAGGUUGCGCCAGCAGUUAGAACACACGGAGCAAGACAAACAAGGCAUGUCUGUAGAGUAUGAACAGCAGCUGAAGAAGUUUCAAGAAGAGCUAGGCAGGCUGAAGAGAAGCUAUGAGAAGCUGCAGAAGAAACAACUGAAAGAAGCUAGGGAGGGUCCCAAGUGCCAAGGGGAUGACCGGUCCGAAGUGAGCAGAUUGACUAAGAAGAUAGAGGAGUUCCGUCAGAAAUCUCUAGACUGGGAGAAGCAGCGGUUGCUUUACCAGCAGCAGGUGGCGUCACUGGAGGCCCAGAGGAAGGCUUUGGCUGAGCAGUCUGAGCUCAUUCAGACUCAGCUCACCAAUCGGAAGCAGGUGCUGGAAUCUGUGCAACUGGCCAGCCAAUCGGAAAUCCAGCAUUUAACCAGCAAGCUGGAGCGAGCCAAUGAUACCAUCUGUGCCAAUGAGCUGGAGGUGGAGAGGCUUAACAUGAGAGUGGAUGACUUGACUGGAGCCAGUCAGAAGAUUCUGGAGGAUCACCAAAGAGUCCAAGAAGAGCUGGGGCAUUCUAAGAAAAUGCUUGAGGUAUUACAGGAGGAGAAGUUGGAGCUGAGAGUCACUCUGCAGUCCCAGGAGGAUUUCAUUAAGAGCUCAAAGAUGCAUCAGGAGCAGUUACAGAAGGAGCUGGCCAGCAUAACUGAAACCCUGCACAGCAAGGAGCUCCUUAUCAGGUCACUGGAAGAACACCUGCGUGAGAAACAGCUGUCACAAGAGUUCCCAGAGCUGGAGCACGUUCUCCUGCAGUUGGAUCUUGCACAGAAGAAUGAAAAGAACCUACAGUCAGAGGUGGCUCGUCUUGAGGGCAGCCUAGGAGCCAUAAAUGCCAGGUGUAUACAGCUGAGCAAGGAGCUGAUGGAGAAGUGCAAAGAGCUGCGGGUGAUGGAAGAACACCACUGCCAGGCCAAGGCUGAGAUUAAAAAGCUGAAGGAGCAGCUGUCUCAGGCUGAACAAACUCAUAACAGUGAGCUAGAAGGGAUGAAAAAGGAGAUCUCCCAGCUGACGCAGGCACUCCACCAGCGUGACAUUGCUAUCGCCUCGGCCAGCGGGUCCACUUCUGACAUGGAGCAACGAAUGAGAAUGGAGAUUGAAAGAAUAGAGAGGAAAGCUGUGGAGCACAGGGUGAUUCUGGUUCAGUUGGAAACCCUGAGGCUGGAGAACCGUCACCUCUCUGAGAUGUUGCAGAAGGUGGAGUCUAGUGUGUUGGGGGUAUGGAAUUGCCCCCUGCCUACAGCUCCGAUUGGCUCAAUAGCAGCAAGGUUUUUGGAGGAGGAAGAAGUGAGAUCUCAGCAUAUCCUGGAACGCUUAGAUGCUCACAUUGAGGAACUGAAAAGGGAGAGUGAAAGGACAGUGAAACAGUUCACACGCCAGAAGUAA
Molecule: messenger RNA, 1773 nt
Organism: Emys orbicularis (European pond turtle)
Lineage: Eukaryota; Metazoa; Chordata; Testudines; Emydidae
Gene: CEP63
Product: centrosomal protein 63
Exons: 13
Coding region: 136-1773 (545 amino acids)
Biological process (GO): de novo centriole assembly involved in multi-ciliated epithelial cell differentiation; centriole replication
Cellular component (GO): centriole
Source: RefSeq, a predicted model, not a curated record